Periophthalmus magnuspinnatus is the source of this 5589-nucleotide messenger RNA. It is a transcript of the gene samtor, whose product is annotated as base methyltransferase of 25S rRNA 2 homolog. NCBI's taxonomy places the organism in Eukaryota, Metazoa, Chordata, Actinopteri, Gobiiformes, Gobiidae. Bases 83 to 1264 code for a protein of 393 amino acids. The transcript has 5 exons. The record is from RefSeq and is a predicted model, not a curated record. Gene Ontology annotation, biological process: negative regulation of TORC1 signaling.
AGGCUGCACAGUUGCACAGGCAGCAGCUGGGAAAAGGGGAAGCCGCUGUAGCUGCUCCUGACGGCGGCUUCGGAGCGGUGCGAUGGACCCGAGGGGCAAUGCCGAGACCGGGGAGACGGAGAAGGAGCACGGGGAGCUCUUCUACAUGCCCAUCCCGCACCGGGAGCCCAGCAAACAGGAGCAGGAGAAGCUGUCCGGGGUGGUGAAAAAUGUGCACCGCAAACUGCGUAGGAAAUACAGAGAGGUGGGCGACUUUGAUAAGAUCUGGCGGGAGCACUGUGAGGACGAGCAGACAUUGAGUGAAUACGCCAAUGCCAUGAAGAACCUCGCAGACCACCACUGGACCAAGAAGUGUGAGGGGGAGGGACGCAUCGACUGGUGCCGCAGUGUGUGCCAGGAGUACUUUUUGGAUGGAGGGAUGAAGAGAAUGAUUGAGAAAGAUGAGAAAAGUGCCGCUGCUUCUUUGGGUUUGACCACAGCGACAGGGAACAACCCGAGUCAAAGCUCUGUUCCCAGUUCUGUGUCUCCGAUGGGAAAGAUGCGCCUGUUGGAUGUAGGCAGCUGCUUUAACCCUUUCCUGAAAUUCGACGAGUUCCUUACUGUUGGGAUUGACAUCGUACCAGCCGUCGAGACAGUGCACAAGUGUGACUUCCUGAACCUCCAGCUGCAGCCCCCGGUGCAGUUGUCCCGGGACGCGGUGGAGGCCUUCCUGUGUCAGCUCCACAGCCCCAUCGACGCCCUCCCCGCUCAGCUGUUCCAUGUGGUGGUCUUCUCCCUGCUGCUCUCCUACUUCCCCUCCCCCUACCAGCGCUGGAUCUGCUGCAAGAAAGCCCACGAGCUCCUGGACCUCCACGGCCUCCUCCUGAUCAUCACACCCGAUUCAUCUCACCAAAACCGGCACGCUCUAAUGAUGCGAAGCUGGCGUGUCGCGGUCGAAUCUUUAGGUUUUAAGCGCUACAAAUAUGUCAAGUAUUCGCACAUGCAUCUUAUAGCAUUCAGAAAGAUUUCCCUAGCAACCACCAGCGAUUUAGUGUCACGAAAUUACCCGGAAAUGCUUUAUAUCCCGCAAGACUUUAACACAAGUGAGGAGGAAGAGAGUUGGGAUGUUCCUGUGUACGUUCGCUCCGAGUUUGAGGAUGACCAGGUGGCAUGGGGAUUUAGCGAACUUCCCGAGACACCGUACGAUUCGGAUUCAGGGGAGAGUCAAAGCAGCUCCGUGCCCGGGUUUCAUGAAUUCGAAGAUCCUAUUUUGCUCCAAAGCUAAACCAGACGCUAGCCGUUAGCUUAUCUGUGUCUGAAGCUACAGACAAGUGUUCAUUGAGAGAGAUGGUACGGGUCAGGUCAAUGCAGUGUUAUUUUUGAUGACUCCUAAAAGGUCAUCUUCUUAAAUUAAAAUUAAAAACUAUUUUUCACACAUAUUUUGAGCAAAUAACAUAAAAUACUGUAAAAUAAUAAACAAAUAUGCAAAGUUAGACUACAAACAGAAAACAUAUUUGCAAAAUGAUUAAUGCAGUCUUUUAGCAAAAUUGGUAAUUAGAAUUCUUCAUGAAAUUGACAGUUUGAAAAUUAGAUUAGGUCUUGGGUCUGAUUGGGUGAGCAAAUUGUACUUGUGAUAUUUUUAUUGUGACCCCUUUUUUCAAGAAAUGUAAAAUUAUUAUUACUAACUAGUAUAGAUCUUUUGGACAGAUCUUUUUAUUUGUCCACUGCAUUUGACCCAUUUCCCUGGAAGCAGUGGACCACCACAGUGCAGUGCCUGGGGACCCAUCUCCAGAUCUUGUACUGUUAAAGAAAUAAAAUCAACAAUUUAAAUUUUAAAUAGGGUGAUUAUCUUAAAGUGAAGUUGCAUUGCGCUAAUGCUAAAAUUAGAAUUAAUAUAGUUUGACAAAAUGUCUUUUUGAAAAUAUUGACUUGGCAGAACUUAUUUCACAGUAAAGCUCUAUUAAGAACAAAAUAACUACUGAACAAAAUGACACAUGUAUUUUUGUCUGUUUGAGUGGCUUAUUGUGGCAAUAAAGCCAAUAUUGCAAACUAUAAACGUAUAAUUUUAUACAUUUUUUAUCAUCAUGACUUGACCCGUACCAUCCUGCUUGAAUCAAACCCCAAACUCUCUCCCUCUCGUCUGCUGCGCUGCCAAAUCUACUGCCUCAUUCUCCUCGAGCUCCUAACACGAUGCAGUUUGCACAAAAAGACGUUUACAAUAUUUCUCAUAUCAAAAUUACACACACAUCACAUAUGAAUACAUUACAAUACAAUACGCACCUACACUUAAGAUGGAUAUAUUUUGAUAAAUAUCUAGUUUUUUAAAAGUUGGAAAAAACGAAAGCCCCUAAAAAUCCUUGCCCCCUUGCUCCUAUUUGUCUGCCCCAUCUUACACUCAACUCUUAAAGAAUAAGCUAAAGUGAUAGGGUGCUAAGUAUAGACCUUUUUGGUGAUUGUAAAUAAAUGGCUGUGCACACAAAAUGUUGGAAUUAAGACUAUCGCACAACUUUAUGGUUUUGGUCAAGCCAUCAGCUUCUUCAGCAUUCGAAAGUUAUUGAUGCACAAGUAAUUUGGUGUGGUAAAAUAUAUACAACAGUGAUGUAGUAUUUAUAGUGUUGGCUAUAUAUUUUGUAUAGAAUAGUAGACCUUACCUGCUUGUAUUCAUAUUGUCAUGGCGAUUGACUUGUGUAAUGCUGUACUGUGAAACCAGCAAAGCAGUUCCAUCUCCAUGGAGACAAGUAGCUGGCAGAUGAUACUAGACACAAUAUUGUAACACAAAAACUAUUCCUCUUAAUUCCUCUACAAUAAAACUCUGCUCCAAACCACAUGUUUUACUGACAGCGGAUUGGCUGUAGACCUCUCCAUUAUGAUCACUGACAGAGAGAAAUGACUGAAUCUCAAUCUUGAUUCAAAUUUCAUUCAUUGCAAAGCCAUACUAGGUAUUUAUUAAAAAUUGUAGAUUUCAUCCAAAAUGACCUAAUUCCACUGUUGCCUGCACAGCUUUUUGAUUACAACAAAGUGGUCUAUAAAAGCCAAAUUUGCGAGAUAAUUGCACUGAAGCAACUCAAAUGAAUGAUACACAUUACUAGCUUCUUUCAUGUAACUACAAAACAUCUCUUGAACGCUUGUAUUUAGUUUACAAACAACAAUCUCUCUUCUAUAUAAUCUGAAAAAUAUUGGUGUUCGGUGUUGCCAUUUUCACUGCAGCAUCUCAGUUGCUCUGUAUUUUGUCAGAUUAACAUUGUAGCAUUUCAGUAAUACCAGUAGAAAAAAAAACAUUUUAUUACUAAUGUGAAAUGCAGUGAAAAUACAGUGAAAUACAGUGUUGGCUAGGUGUCUUUGUCUUUGAACUAUUAAUACUCUUGCAUUUUCUAGUUUUUAAUUACACGUAUCUCUUGAAAUCAGAUCUGAAACUUUUGUAACUUGAAUUUGAAAAUAUUCUCAUUGGUACUAGGGCCGUCAGGAUUUAUACAGUUGCAAAAAUAUAAAUAAAAUAACCAUAGAAAUGUUGGUAGAAGUUAAAAUCCCUAGUAAAUAAAGGUACACUAUGCAGCUUUUCUGGUGGCAGGUUACCAUGGAGAUGUUCCACAGUUUGGUAUUCAAAUUGUGUCUUGAUUAUUCAAUUACAUUCAUUUUUUAAAUUUCAAAACUACCUUGAAAAACAUGCAUUCUUACUGUGAUCAGGCUUGUCUCUCCGCAGAUCUGACCUGUAACUUGGCCUGGCGUCAUCUGCUUCAUAGAAAUUGAAUAUCUUAUCUAAACUAUUUCAGUUCAUUUUAAGUUCACAGUUAACAGAUCCAAGCAAACUAAUAACAUCUCCACAGGUGGUGGACCCUCCAUCAGAAAAAUUCCACAUUGCACCUUUUAAGGAAAUGCACCUGCACAUUGAAAGCAAAAGGUACACAACUGAAAUGAUGUUUAUUUACAUAAAUCCUGACGGUGUAACAUGCCUUGUCGAAACUCCUUAAAUUAAAUUAUUUCGGAAAACCUUAUUUAUCUAUUUCUUUGAAUCGUAAUAGGCAGGCUAUGUAUUAAUAAUUUCAUAGGAAUCUUGUUGUAGAUGAAGGACUGCACCAGUUUGGGAGUGUGCCGAUGGCUGUCCACUGUAGACAAUAAGUUAUGAAACUGAUCAUCAAUCUACAAAGAACAGCUUGUCAUUUUGAACUCUCCUUUCUUGUCUCCCCUCCUGCUGCUUUUGGUCAGUCCCUUUUCUCUCUGUGACUGAAGACUUUUGCUCGAGUGAAUGUUUUUGUGAAUAAAAUCGUUGUCGAUUUUAGCAGUAGUGAUUUUACCCGAUGUGAAGUUCAGUGUGUUCAAAAUUCAGUGGUUGUCAAACUGAGUACACCAAGUACUUGUCUGUAUUCGGUUAGGUGUUUUUAUUUCAGACUUUGGAAACAUUGAACAUCAUUCCUUCAUACUGUGAGUGGGGUUGCUUCUCCACAGAUAUAACGUGCAAUUUGGCAUGGAGAUAAGUUUAAUGCCAAGCAACCUUUCAGGCAAAGCAAAGUAGGACCUUUCAGAAGAGUUACAUAGUGUAGCUUUAAGUACUAAACUAAACUAAAGAUCCAAUGAUAGGACUUGAACAGGAUUACAUUACAUUACAAGGGCCUUAUUUGAUUUAGUAGAUUAAACCCGGCCUUAGAGCAGGAUUAAACUAGCCUAAACCAAUACAUAAUACUAAAACUGCUAUUUUCCACCAGCUCUACUUGUACUUGCACCACAGUUUGACAACCUCUGCUUCAUAAGAUAUAACAAUAUUAGCUUAAAACACUACCUUAAAUGAUGUGUGAAUCUGAUCUGAAUGAAUGAAGGAAGGUGGCAUUUAAACGCAUUAAGUCUAAAUUAUUUUCUUACAUUGAAAUGGUCAUACGAAGGUGCCUUGACAGUCACACUUGUGUUGCUAACAAACAUUUUCAUUUCUCAGUUCACAAACAGCAGCAUCAAGUUUUUGACCAACUUGGUAUGUAGUAUUCAGGGAAUCUCCAAGGUUUUCCCUAGUAGGAGGUUGUUUUUUUGUAUUUUUUGGGGAGUUUCAGACUCAACAACAAUGAUAAUAUGAGGUUGCUUAAAGAAAUCAUCAACAUAAUAUUAACUGUAUCUUUUCUAGGUUGCUUGCCAAUAUAUGAAGCAUUUGUAAGUGUUUAAACAAGACUCAUGUACUUCCAAAAGUGCAAUAUUAGUGGAAGGGGCUAGAAAUCUUGCCAGAUUCCAUUAUUUUAUUGUGCAUGGAUAUACUGGUCCAUACUUCACAAUGGGUCCCUAAAAACACUUCUGAUUCACUGUUAAAUGUUUGCCUAUUUCAAGUUUUGCACAAAACCAAAGUGGUAUGUCUCAUUGAAAACCUUGGAUAUUCCCUGGCACUGGUUUGUCUCUGGUGUUAAGCAUUUACUUGUUGCUAUUGUAUCAUAUCACUCUAUAUAUCUGUACUUACUGAAGCUGACGUUUUCAUGGACAUUAAGUGUUAAAUGACUUAAGUUAUAAUCAGUUGCAUUGUCUUCCACUGUUUCUUUGGUCCGUUGCAUGAAAUAGUUUUGUCAUUUUCACCAGCGCAGAACAAUGAGCUUUUAGUAUGGUUGUAUUUCUCUAUUUUAUAAAUGAAUGUAAUCAAAA